AUGCAGAGUGAGUCUCAUUUAUCUUUUAUUCGUCUCUCUUUUAGCAUUUCUGAAUCUUUUGUUUGCAAAAACUGAAACAAAACAAAGAUUUAAAUGUGUUUAACCUGUUUUCUUUUAAUAUCAUGUACCACUAAAAACCUAAAACAGAGCACAAAUGUGUGUUAAGAAACUCUUGAUGUUUUAAAUAAACAUAGAAGACCGAUGACCAAAGAGUGACUUAAAGAAAUACUGAUUAAAUAAGAUCGCAUACCUCAAAAUAGGACAGUGUAACCUUUCAGAGGGAGUCACUGUUUUCUUUCACACCUGAGGUAGAAGGUCCUGAGUUUCUGCAUUCCUCACAUGGUCUUAAACUCAUUUCCUGGUUGUGUUGGGAGGCUUUGUCUUCUCUGGUUGUAAAAAAUCAAACCUGAAGAAGAAAAAUCUGUUUUAUCUGUUUGUAUUUUUUUCAUGUAGAUUUUGAUUUCUCCUGUGAAAAUGUUGCAAUUUCUUUCCUUUCUCUGUUUUCUCUCAUGUAUCUACAAACUGUACCCAUCCGUCUGUUUUUAUGACCUAAUUUAUAUGUGCACUCACUGCCCUUUGACCCCGACGGCGGCACAUGAGACGACUCGACCUCAGCCCACUUCUCACUGUUAAUGAUCUCUGUAUUAUAUCAUCCGUAGAAGAGUUAAAGUCGUAGACACCCUUAACGCACGCCCAGAGGAUCCUGUUUGUAGUGUGUAUUUGCAUCCCUGUGCACGAGGCGUGUUCGUAAAUACACACAAAUGAAGCUCGGGGUUAGUAAAGUAGGUCUGAUCAAACUGGUGUCAUCAGGCGUGUGAUUUUGAAGGUGUGCUGACGUAAAGUGGUUCAAUGGUUCAGCUUGAGGAUCUGGUUUCCGUCCAAAAUCAACACCUUAAGUCUAUUUGAGCUUCAGACUGUGAACGCAGCAGACUGUAUCCAUGUGAACAAGUUUGUUUUAGUCCAAUAUUCAGAUUAAGUUUGCAGGUUCAGCUGCUGCCGUGACAGGGGUGUUCAUAAGGGGGUCCUAGGGGGGCCUGAAUCCACAAUAAUACAUUUGAUUGGACCCAGUAUGUUUACAUGAUGUUAGAAAUAUUCAUCAGUCGAACUCAAACUGGACUUUUAAAGGAUUGUUAGGCUUUUUUUCAAGUCGGGUGACCAUAUUCUGACUUCCAAAAAAGAGGACACGACUACAAAGGGGCGGAGUCACACAGGAUGUUUACAUGACACUCAAGAAAACUGAAUUAUUGCCUCAUUCUGAUUAAAACUGGACAACUGAAGUGCAUGUAAACACCUUAGUCCGACUAUAAUCAGAGUUUGAAAACUCCGAUUAAGACACCCAGGUAAUGUGGUUUAUCGGACAGUGCAUGUGCGCCACGCCCCCUUAACUCUGGAACAAAAACACCACAGAAGAAGAGUGGCGUGCGCCUCAUUUGCAGAAAAAGUAGCAAAAACAACGCUGUAUGAUGCUCCAUCUUCUUGCUUGAAAGUCCUUAGCAGCGGUUGUAGCCGCUUCCGACGUCUUGCGCCGACCUGCUGUUGUUGUUGACGGUUGUAAGGGGUCGGAAAUGGCGUUGCCGAAAAGACCCAUAUCGCCCCCUAGUUUUGGGGAGGAGGACACGUUCACGUCAAUAAUUCAAUUUUCUCAGAUUGCAUGUAAACGCGGACAAGGAGAGAAGUCGGAUUCCGUGGAAAAAUACGAAUGAUGAGUUUAGUCCGAUUAAGCUGUGCAUGUAAACGCACUGACAGUGUCGCACAGAGUUAAUUUAGCGAGUUCUUUGGGUCGGAUUGAGUGUCUUUUUUUAAUGCGCUUCUAACUCAGUAAGUCCACGUGACACAAAAUUGAAACCUGCGUACAAAACUGUGGACAUUUGAAGGAAUUUAUAAACUUCCCCGGACAAAGCCGGACAGCUCGGACAGCCCCCCAAAAAGAGGACAUGUCCGGGUAAAAGAGGACGUAUGGUCACCCUCGUUCAAGUCCACUUCAGCCCAGAAGAAAUCUAGACAUGAGUUCAUGUAGAUUAGAGACCCUUGUUUAAAUGUCUCCGUUUCUCCCCAGGCAUCAGCUCUCCAGGAGGCCGCCUCCUCUCCGAGGAUCAGUUCAGCUGCUCCAUCUGUCUGGAGAUCUUCGUGGAGCCCGUCUCCACACCUUGCGGCCACAGCUUCUGCAAGGCCUGCCUGCAGGGCUACUGGAACCACAGCAAGAAGUUCCUGUGCCCCAUGUGCAAGAAGAGCUACUCCAAGAAGCCUGAGAUGAGCGUCAACAGGGUCCUGGCGGAAAUCUCCUCCCAGUUCCAGGGACUGAUGACCGCCGGGGGAGCCGAGGGAGCCGGGGGAGUCGGAGGAGCCGGGGCGGCCUCGAGGGGAUCCACGAUGAAUCUGAGCUUAAAUUCAAGCCAGGGAAGCUCCUCUGGGAUUGACACCGGGGAGUUCGCUCAGGCUGGAGAGGUCCCCUGUGACGCCUGCAUCGGGAGGAAGUUGAAGGCGCUCAAGUCUUGUGUGAACUGUCCGGGGUCGUUCUGCGAGGCUCACCUCAGACAUCAUAAGAAGGUCAGUGUCCUUCAGUUCAGUGACGGUUCGGUGAUGUAACCGAGACGACAUCCAUGAUUCAUACCAUCUAUGAGUAAACUCCUCUUGUAACUAUGUUAUUACAUCUGGAUUAUAUCACUAACAUAAGUGGGCGUGGCUUAGCUGAGUUCAUUCUGGCCGCCUCAUUACUAGUUUCAUGUCAGUCAGAGUCGACAUUUCCAACAUGGACGUCACUCAGUACGUUUACAUCGGACUCAAGAAAACCGAAUUAUCGCCUUAAUCCGAUUAAGACCGGAAAAUAGAAGUGCAUGUUAGCAUUAUCGGUGUUUGAGAACUCCGAUUACGACACCUAGAUAAUGCGAUUGGAAUUCGAUUUUCUCUACCGUGUAACCGGCAUGGUCGGAGUAUGAUCAGGCAAUGCAUGUGCGAGUGCGCCACACCCCCAUAACCCCGGAACAAAAAGACAAGAAGAGGAUUAGCGUGCGCCUCAAUUGCAGAAAAAUUAGUGCCUACAUCAUGUACGACAAAAACAACGCUGUACGAUGCGCCAUCUUCUUGCUCCAAAAUGCCCAGCAGCAGUUUCAACGUCUGGCACGGACCUGCUUGCAACCGAAAACAACGCAGCUUAAAAGACCUACAUCGCCCCCUACUUUUAGGGAGGAGGACACGUUCACGUCAAUAAUUAAAAUUUCUCAGCUUGCAUGUUUACCCGGACAAGACGAGCAGUCCGAUUUGGCGAAAAAACUGAAUUAUGACCUUAGUCCGAUUAAACUGUGUAUGUAAACGCACUGAGUGAGACUAUGUCCAUAUUUCAAACAAGCUGUUAACUAUUCAAACCAGUUUAAGGUUUAAAAUCUAAUAAAACUAAAUCUCUAACUGUCUUUCGCUCGAUUUUUCACAUGCACUCAGAUCUUGAUAUCAUAACUCUCGAUAGAAAACUGCUCUGUGGGGAAUUCAAAACGCUUUCCUAUCCUUUAAACGCUGAAUACCUUUGGGCGAGUCAGAAUUCCUGCUUACUUGUCACUCUUUAAAUCACUUUAUCUCCGCCGUCUCGUAUGCAUUUUCCCCCUUUUCAUCUUUAUUUUGAAAGAUAUGCUGAACGCGCAACAUUUUCUUGAACGUCCAUGCACUUUUAUAGCCUCAGAUCUUAGCAAGGUUAUAUUUAAACCCACGGCUCCCUCUUUUCCAGGCGAAGUCCCUGAUUUCUCACCGACUGAUUGAACCCACUUUCCACCUGGAGGACAAGAUCUGCAGAAAACACGAGCGUCUCUUGGAUGUCUACUGUCGUACCGAUCACACUUGCAUUUGCGCAGCCUGCGCCGAGGCCACGCACAAAUCCCACGAAAUCGUCCCAACUGACCACGAGUGGAAGAAGAAAAUGGUGAGACAUACGACAUACAUAGAGUAUCUUUUUUGUAUUUUACUAGUUUUUACUGUAUGUGAAUAUUUUCCAUUUAAAAAUUAAGCAAUGCUGAUUUGAGUAAAUAAAAAUACUCUUUAUUUUGGCAGACUAAUCUGGGGAAGAAGAGGUCAGAGGUCAAACACUUGAUCAAAGAGCGAGCCAAGAAACUGGAUGAAAUCAAACAAUCCAUCAAGGUGAUCAAGGUGAGUUCACGGAGGCUCACAGACGACGAUGACGGAAACUAAAAUCAGACUUUAUUUUAAAGGUUCAACAACAAAACUUUUCAACAAAAACAUAAAGAAUUGUUAGGAUACUAUAUGAUAAUAUAUGACACAGAUACGGUGACAGGAUGUGACACAAUAACACUCAAAUAAGAUUAAAAACACUAACAUACAGAUCAGGUGGUUUGAGUUUGGUCUAGACCGAAUCUUUUGGAAAGUGUCUUUGGGCGACGAUUGUUGUGAUUUGGUGAUAUGUGGAUAAAAAUCGAUUAAUUGGUUGUGUGUGUGUGUGUGUGUGUAUAUAUAUAUAUAUAUACAUAAUGCAGUAUAAUAUAAUAUAUAGCAUAAUAGUAUAGUAUAUAAUAUAGUAUAAUAUAUAUAAUAUAAUAUUCACAUUAGUGGAAGAGGGUCUGACAGGAUUUGAUGCGCUCCUUGAUGACUCAGAACAACUCGUAAAUAACGUUGUGUGUUGUUGUGCUCACACAGUGCGAGUAGAAUCAUUAGUGGCGCAUCGAUAAUAAUGAUCAUGUGAAAUUUCAAUAGCGGCGCACAUAAUUUAGCAUGUAAGGAAAACACUGCUGAUACAUAUGAGUUUGAGGUAGAAUCAUGUGCGAUAAAAACUAAUUUUUUUCAGGUGUGGCGGCUUUUAUUAAGCCGUGGUGGUGCGCCAUGAUCAAUUGCAUGUAGGGGAAACCCUGAUAUGUGUAUAAAAGUAUAGUACAGAACCAUAAAGUACAAUACACUAUAAUUCAGUAUGGUAUAGUACAGUAGGUAGCUGUUUGAUAUGAUGCAAUAAUAUGGUGGACAAUCACUAUAACACCAUAAUAUAGGCAUACAAGAAUAUGAGAUUAUACAGUACGAUAAAGUACAUUAAUGAUGCUAUAUAUGUUUAGUACUGUAAUACAAUGAAGGUCGGAUAUGGUAUUAGAUGAUAUAAUGUGACAUGAGGCAGGGAAGUGCAAACAGAUGUCCUGAUCCGAUAAUGAAAUCAGAUUUUGGUCCGAUAUUAGCGGGAAAAAAAAAAUCGGGUUAUAUCGGUCUGCAUCGAAAACGUCCGAUAUCAGCACUCCGAUAUUUGUCAGGCACAAUUUUGUGUCAAUAUCGGGAGGCAGUAGCUUAGGAGGUAGAACGGUCGUCUAACAACUGGACGGUUGGCGGUUCGAUUCCCCCCUAUCCCUGAUCUGUCUGUUGUGUCCUUGAGCAAGACACUUAACUGUCCUCGCUCCCAGUUUGUGUCCUCCACUGGUGUUUUUUUAUUUGUAUGUACAUUAAUUUGGAUAAAAGCGUCUGCUAAAUGACAUUGUAAUUGUAUCAGAUCAAUAUCUGUAUCCGCCAAUACUUGAGGCCACAAUAUCGGUAUCAGAAGUAAAAGAGCUGUAUCGAGACACCCCUAGAAAAAGAAGCGUAUACUAAGGAAGAAGAGUACUCAAUGUUGGAUAAAAUAUUUUUCAAUAUUUCCUGACAGUUUUCAGAUUCUCUGUCUUGUUGCACAAAAAGAUCAUAAUCGAUGAUUUUAAGUGUUUAAAGGUGAAAGUGGAUUUUAAACCUGAGAGUUUUCACGUCUGUGUGACUCAGGUCGUCUUGUGUUCAUCCUCUUGUGAUCCACAUGUUCAAUAUUUGCUCAGUUCCCUCUGGUGUAACGCCUUAAUCAGCUGAAGCUCUAACGUACGCUGACACGACUUCAGCUCUGACUGGCUUUGGAUCCGUGUUAAUAGACUUGCCGCUCUCGUACCUGAGCUCUGUUGUUCUCUGACGUCUGUAAACAGACAUGAAAGCACGUCUGAGGCUGUCGAACUUGUGCGACCAGUGUUAAAAUAUUUACCUUCGGCUCCCCACACCCCACAGCCUCAGAAGGAUGCGUUUAAAACAAGAGAUUAAAAUUAAACGGGUCGUGAUUGUUCUUUAAAAUAACUGAUAUGAUUGAGAUUUUCAUGUUUUUCCCAACAAAUCUAAAAAAACGGACAUAUUUUCACAAACAACCGGAUACUUUUUGUUCCUUUCGCUUCAUCUGGUUUCCUGCUUUGUGGCAUUUUUAUCCACGUUUCUAAAUACAAAACAGAUCCAGUUACAGGAGGAUUGAAUAUCAGGAUCUCUCUGUGUGUUUGUGUGUGUGUAUGUGUGUGUGUGUGUGUGUGUGUGUGUGUGUGUGUGUGUGUGUUUGUGUGUGUGUAUGUGUGUACUGUACAAACACAAGACUACAAAUAAAGACGAGGACUGACUGGAUUGCGGGUAAGAAUAAAACGCAAAAUCAAACUUCUUUAGAAAUGAAUCAGCGCCAAAAAUUAAGUUUUAUUCUCUUUUUUUUUUAACUGAAAUGAGAAAAUUCUUCAACUCUCAAACUCACUGAGAGUCACACGGUGGUUUCCUUCACCUGUCCGGGGGAAAACCGAACCUGUCGGUCUGGUUGGACCAGUCGCAGGCAGACAGACAUCUCGGAGACAAAAGAAAACAAAAGACUGUGAAGACUGAAAUAACCGUUUUUUUAUUGUGAGUGAAUCCACCAGACUCUUGAUCAUAUCAUUUCAGGUCUAAGCCUGUAAUUUAAAAGCAAUUUAUAGUGACAAAUAUGGAACAAAGUAGACGACUGAUCAUUUAAAUCAGGUUAAUGACGAUCACGCCUCAUGAAAAUCGAGCCACCUUCAAGUAAAAGUCAACUUCACGGCUCUGUUUUUUCAGGCCAGCGCCCAGAAGGAGCUGGAGGAGAGCUGGCAGGUGUACGCCGAGCUGCAGCGGCUGGUGGAGCAGAGUCAGGCGGAGCUCGUGGAGCUGAUCGCCACGAGGCAGCGGGAGGCCGAGCGCCACGCUCAGGAAUUAGCCCGAGGUUUGGAGAACGAGCUGAGCCAGCUGAGGAGGAGGAGCAACGAGCUGGACGCCUUCGCGCAGACCCAGGACAAAAUCAUCUUCCUGCAGGUAGAGCGGCGGCCAUAUUGGAAGUUUAAGUUUUAUACUAGAACACCAUCGUCGGGUAUUUUCACCCAACCAAACAUGUUUACGUGACUUUCAAGAUGUUGCGUUUGUCUGAGUAGUUGUCUGAGCCUUUGACAUCUUUGAAGACAUAUUUGUUUCCCUCCAAAACCUGCUUUUUCCUACAGACACGUGUUCAAUAGUGAUAUAGAGGGUAAAGUAGGUUUGGGUGGAUUUGAUAGCUGCAUGUAGAUGAAUAAGGUCAGUAAGAGUGGUCCUGGAAUUUGCAUGCUAUCUUUAUUCAGUGCAGUGGUUAUGAAUAAUUAUCACUAAGUAGGGAUUUUCAAGGGAAUUCAUGUGGUGAUGAGAAAUAUUUUAGUCAGCUGGUCAUUUUUACGAUUUAAAAAUUUUUUUUAAAGAUUUUUUGUUUUAAGAAUUCACCAGGGAAGACUCACAUGGAAAAGAAACUAAGUUUACAGUUUCUAUAUAAGAUUUUUAUUCUGGAAUUUUUUGUUCAUAAAUGCCUAAUUUCAGUUAUUUUGAUGCAUUUUUAUAUGGCCCCCUCAUAGGGUUGGGUAUCGUUUGAUUUUGAACGAUUCCAGUUCCGAUUCCUCGUUUUGAUUCCGAUUCCUAACGAUUCUCUAUUCCGAUUCUUUUAAAAGGCAGGAUAUUUAAAAAAAUGCACGGUUUAAUUGAGGGUGCUAACUGGAGUUUUUCUUUUUGGAUGAAGUUUCUGAACUUCUCCAUGAAUUUUUAAAUUAUAUUACUUUUUUAAGAACUUUACCAUGAAUUUCUCUCAGGGCUAUUUUCAACCAGGAUAUAAAUAUCAAUUUUUGUUGUCAGAUCGUUUGCGUUUAAAAAAGUACAAGGGCUAACGUUAGUUGGAUAUUUAAGUCGACCGUACACAGUUCAAUUUGUUUGUUGCUUCAAUGUCAGCAGAAGUCUGAACCGGCAAAGUUCGCCAAAGACAGGCACUCAGGUAUUUCUCCUCCAUGAAUCCUGAGGUGUUUAAUCAUGUUGGUCGUUCAUCCUCCUUUGGAUGAUAUAACUGUGUUGCUAAUGUUGCACUGAGAUAAGAGUUCAUUCCUCCUGCUAAAGUUAGCCUAACUUUUGGCCGCAGCUGCUGUCGGUUGCAAUGCACUCUCUCUCUCUCUCUGUGGCUUCGUCUCUUAUGCUUCGUCCUCAUUGGUGUUUGGCGGCGUCUUCUUUGUUGGUGUUCGGUGGCUAUUCCUUCCGGUCGGCGGACUCCGGCAUCGAAACUUGGAAUCGAAAUUUUAAAAUUUGAACGGUUCCAGAAGAAUCAGAAUUUAGUCCCGGUCCCCAUCAAUGCCCCAGACUCAAUGCCCAACCGUAUCCCCUCAUGGCACUUUUUUCCUCCCUUUGGACACCGCACAGUUAGAAAUAAAAGAAAACUACUUUAAUUUGUCAUGUGUUGUACUUUUUUGAUAAAUUUUGAUGACAAGUACUUUUUCUUGGGUAUAUUAUUUCAGGUAAAAAUCCCCUGGCGAUAGUGAUGGUGUUACUAAUUUUAGCGAUAGUGUUCUAGGGUUAAAAAAGGGAAAUUCAGACGACACUUUUUAAUCGAAGAACUUGACGACUGACAGCAGAACUUGAUUUUUAUCCUCAGGAAUUAUAAGUCUUGUGUCGUUUUUGAUUAUUGUCCUUUAUGUCCCAUCACAUUUUUGUUUCCAUUGCAUUUUUUUACCUCGACUAAUGCCUUAUGUCUAAUUAAAAGCAUCCACCGACUGUGCGAUUCAAAAAUGCACGCUGGCAUUUGAAGUGCGGCGUAAUUAGUCAUUUUUGCAGCAUGUAGCCAACAAACACGAGACACACUUGAUAUGCAUUUAGGACACAGUGAGAGAGCUAAUUAGUUAACAGGAAUCAAAGUGUUAGCUGCUGUGCUACGCAGCAAUAUCCACCUUAAAUCUCAGUUUUUAACAGUUUGACCCACCAGGCUUGGUCCGUAUUCAUAUUUUGAGAGUAUAUGUCUUUUUCUAGCAUAAAAUAAUAUCCAAAGAGUCGGUUUUCCUGCAGAUUUUCAUGGUUGCUGCAGCUGUGGUUGCUCUGAGAUUUGCGACCCGACAUCAAAAGCGUGUGUGAACAGAGCCAGCUGUUACGGAAGUUCCUCCCUGGUGUAUUCUUCCCGGACCGUCUAUGUAGAUAAAAUGUUGAUGUUCUCAUGAAAGAGGCUUUUGAAGUUCAGAGUUUUUCCACUUAGUGUGAAGUGAAGGCACAUGUAUGCAAAUAAUCCAAGAGCAUUCAUUCAAAUGCACUCACUCUUCUAACUGGAUUUUUCUUUUAGCGUUUAGCUUCGAUUUAAAAAGAUAAUUUGCAAAAAGCAGCAGGAACCAGCAGAGUAAGAGUCGUUCUGUCUCCUCUGAGGACUUUGUCUCCUCUGAGGAGUCAUUAUAAUUUAAUUUCAUUUUACCUUGCAUAACCUACCUCCUUUAAUUUCCUGCAGAACAUAGCGACGCUGUCGCCCCCGCCCGAGCCUGCUGAUUGGUCUGCGGUGACCAUCAACACUGACCUCUACUUGGGAACGAUCCGCACCUCCGUCAGCAGCCUCAUCGAAAAGUUCCAGGAGGAGCUGAAGAGGCUGUAUGGGAAAGGUGAGAACGGUUCAACAAUGAAUAAUGGAAGUUAAAAAGAAAAAACAGACUUUAGUCUGCAGGCUGGAUCAAAAUAAAAAAGUACAAACCAAAGAAAAUAUCCCUGCAUAGAGAUUUUAGCUCAUCGUGAAUAAAAAUUUAAAAGGAAAAAAAAAAAUUAUAAUAUAUUUACAAAUAUACAUAUUUUAAUAUUAGCAGUGUUCAUGUUAGGGUUAUUACACAGGCUAUUGUGUAAUUUCAUACUUCUGUUGGUCUCACUGUAUAGUCAUCUAUAUUAGAAUAGACAUUGUCAGACAGUAGGGAACACUUUCAACCUGGAGUUUUGUGCUGCUGCUGAAAUGUAAUGUUUAUAAUAUAUAAUUUAUUAACUAUUUACUACUAUUUAUAAAGUUUUUGACUUUUUAAAAAAAGAUUUGAUUUAUAAAUAUGACGGUAAAUACAGCUAAAUAAAUCGUUUAGUAUCGUAAUGUAUUGUUUUUAUCAUAUAUCGUAUUGCAUUGUAUCGUUUUGUAUCAUAUCAUAUCGCAUCGUAUCAUUUCACAUUGUAUCGUAUUAUUUUGUAUUGUAUCAUUUUUAUAUUGUAUUGUUUGGUAUCGUAUCAUAUCGCAUCAUGUUGUUUCAUAUUGUAGCGUAACGUAUCAUAUCAUAUAUCGUAACGUGUCAUAUUGUUUCAUAUUGUAUAGUUUUGUAUCGUAUCAUAUCGCAUCGUAUCAUUUCAUAUUGUAUUGUAUUAUUUAGUAUCGUAUUGUAUUGUUUUUAUAUUGUAUCGUAUCAUAUCGCACCGUGUUGUUUCAUAUUGUAUCGUAUUAUUUUGUAUUGUAGAGUAACGUAUCGUAAUGUGUCGUAUUGUUUCAUAUCGUAUAGUUUUGUAUCGUAUCACAUUGUGCCGUAUCAUUCCAUAUGGUAUUGUAUCGUUUUUUUAUUGUAUUGCAUCGUAUCGUGGUGUAGUGUAGAAAAGCGUUUUGUAUCGUUUUAUUUUAUAUGUUAUAGUAUGUUACGUGAGCGUAUAAUAUGGUAUAUCAUAUUGUAUCAUAUUAUACCGUAUUGUAUCAUAUCCUACUUUAUGUCGGCUCUCAUCGCAUUGAUUCAUAUCUCAUCGUUUGCUGUUGUAAUGUAUGAUAUUGUAUCUAUUGAUAUCAAAUGCAUGAUAAUAAUAGAUACAAUAUCAUUUUAUAUGAUAUUGUAUUAACAAUUCUAUCCUAAUGGAACAUAUUGCAUUGUAUUGUGUCCUUUAGUAUUGCAUCAUAUCGCAUCACAUAAUGUAAUUUAUCAUAUCUGAUAAUGUUGCAUCGUAUAAAACAAUUAUCAUACUGUACAUUAUCAUGAUGAGAUAGUAUCAGAGAUAAUUCCAUCUCAUUGUGGUCCUAUUGUAUUUUUAAUUUUGUAUCAUAAUGUAUCAACACAUUGCAUCUUACAGUUCUUUGUAUUGUAUCAGAUCAAAUCAUACAGUAAUAAUCAAUAUCAAAGACAUACUUUAUCAUACUUUAUCAUAUUGUAUCUUAUAGUACUGUUUUGUAUCAUAUAGUAUUCCAUCCUGUUGCUGUGUUUCUUAUUUUAUUGGAUUGUAACAUGUCCACCUUGAAGUCCUUUUAUUGCAUCGUACUAUAUCCUAUAAUACUGCUCAGUUAUUAUAUCUUGUGAUUUCUCAUAUCUGAAGUAUAAAGCAGCAAAAAAGGGAAUAAUUGUAGACAGGGUUCAAAGCGAAAGACCGCUCUUAUAAAAGAUCUGUGUCAAGUUACAGUAAAACUCUUCCUCCCUUGUUUGAUAGCAACCACACUAUCCGUGCAAAACAAGGAUAUGUAGGCCACUGUACGAGCACUUUGAAAUAGAAAAGUGACUCAUCAUUGCACCAAGCAGCCCCCCUCUCACGCAUUCACACAUACAAGAUGGUGGGACAGAUGGAGAUGGUGUUGAUGCCGCAGUUCUUGCUUUUGGAAUCAACAGAGAGGCAACAGUGGAGAGCUGAGUGACAGCAGCACAUGUCUGGAGCAUUUACAGCUCCAGUUUAGAUCUCCUUGUUUACCACCCACACGUGCCAUCUGCUUUGACUUUGACUGUUGAGCUGAAUGACUCGCUGACAUGUUCGCUCACUUUCUCUCUUUCUUUCUAUCUGCUUGUUGAUUUCACAGAGCUCCGGAAGGUACAGAACUAUUCAAGUGAGUACAAACAUCGAUUUUUGUUUUUUUGUUUGCGGGGGGGAUUUUUUGACUCUUGUUUCAAGAGAUCUCAGAAGGUUUCUGACAAUCCUAGAGGUGCAAACAAAGCUGAAUAAGAUCAGUUCUCCGUCUCAUCCACAAGGCGGCACAACUUCUCCAACAGCACAGAUGUAGUUCAAGGGAAUGCUGCCAGUUUUAGAGGGUAAAGUUCACUAUCGUUGUGAACCAGCAAUGUGGUGUACAUUUGGUACACCGCAUUUGGUAAAGGUACUUUUGGUUAGCACUAUUUUCUUGUAAGAAUAAAGUCCUAAAGAGGAUGAGGUCCAGACAUGUUCUUGAUGAGUCUGUCCCGUCCCGUCCAGGCGAGGUCUUCCUGGAUCCUGUCACGGCUCAGAGGAACCUUGUUGUGUCCGAAGAUGGUCGCCAGGUGAGGUAUGAAGAACGGAAGACCUCCCACUCAGAGGGCCCGAAGCGCUUCAGCCCGGCCCUCUUCGUCCUUGGCAGGGAAAGUCUCGGGUCUGGGCGGCACUACUGGGAGGUGGACGUGGGGCGCAAGACGGCCUGGACGCUCGGCGUAACCAGCACCUCCGCUCGCCGCAAGGGUGAGAUCAAGCUGAACCCUGAGGGGGGGUACUGGUGCCUGUGGCUGAAGAACGGGGAGGUGAAGGCAUUGGAUGCAUCCCGCCUGCCUCUUCAGCUGUCGUCCCAGCCGGGUAAAGUAGGAAUCUUCCUGGAUUACGAAGGUGGGCAUGUUUCUUUCUAUGACGUGAAGUCGCGGCUGCAUCUCUACACCUUCAGCCACACCUUCACCGAGAGUCUGUACCCCAUCUUCAGCCCCUGUCUUAUCCACGACGGAAAGAACACUUCCCCUCUUGCUAUAACUCCAGUGAAACACACCUGA
This is a messenger RNA of Xyrichtys novacula (pearly razorfish), 12719 nucleotides long. The record is from the annotation of a GenBank genome assembly. Lineage: Eukaryota; Metazoa; Chordata; Actinopteri; Labriformes; Labridae.